This is a messenger RNA of Oryza brachyantha (malo sina), 1232 nucleotides long. RefSeq names its product arogenate dehydrogenase 2, chloroplastic-like. Gene Ontology annotation, biological process: L-tyrosine biosynthetic process. Gene Ontology annotation, molecular function: arogenate dehydrogenase (NADP+) activity; NAD+ binding; prephenate dehydrogenase (NADP+) activity. The transcript has a single exon. Bases 73 to 1206 code for a protein of 377 amino acids. Lineage: Eukaryota; Viridiplantae; Streptophyta; Magnoliopsida; Poales; Poaceae. The record is from RefSeq and is a predicted model, not a curated record.
UUGCGAGACCUAAAUCAGCACUAGCCAUUUUGUCUCCCGCCGCCAUCGCCGCGCCGCUCACCUUGACGCGAGAUGGCGAUGUCGUGCUCUUCCUCCAUGCGCCUCCGAUUGAAUCUAGUGCCCUCCGGCCGCCGACGGGAGGAUCCCGGUAACGUCCACUUUGUCCGGCGGGCUGGAGUGGUUGCUUCUCCUCUCCGGCUCCGUGCCGCCCGUGCCAUGGAGGAUGAUGCACGGCACCCGUUCGACCACGUGCCGCGCGGCGUUGAGGAGGUGGUUGGUGACCAGGAGGAAGACGAGGAGAAGCGGCGGCGGCGACUCACGAUCGCCGUCGUGGGGUUUGGGAACUACGGGCAGUUCCUGACAAGGACGCUGGUGCGGCAGGGGCACACCGUCCUGGCGCACUCGCGCUCCGACUACUCCGCCGUCGCGGCCGAGUUCGGCGCGUCGUUCUUCGCCGACCCGCACGACCUCUGCGAGUGCCACCCGGAUGUCGUGCUCCUCGUCACCUCCAUCCUCUCCGCGGAGGCCGUCCUCCUCUCGCUCCCCGUCCACCGCCUCCGCCGCGACACACUCUUCGCCGACGUGCUCUCCGUCAAGGAGUUCCCGAGGAACCUCCUCCUCGGCACGCUCCCGGAGGAGUUCGACAUCAUCUGCACCCACCCCAUGUUCGGGCCGGAGUCCGCGCGGGACGGAUGGGGCGGCCUCCCCUUCGUGUUCGACAAGGUCCGCGUCGGCGACUGCCCCGCCCGCCGCGCCCGCGCCGAGGCCUUCCUCGACAUCUUCGCGCGCGAGGGGUGCCGCAUGGUGGAGAUGAGCUGCGCCGAGCACGACGCGCACGCCGCCGAGACGCAGUUCCUCACCCACACCGUCGGCCGGACACUCGCCAUGCUGGAGCUCCAGCCAACCCCGAUCAACACCAAGGGCUACGAGACCCUCCUCCGGCUCAUCGACAACACCUGCAGCGACAGCUUCGACCUCUACAAUGGCCUCUUCAUGUACAACAACAACUCGACGGAGCUGCUCAACCGCCUCGAAUGGGCCAUGGAUUCCGUCAAGAAGAAGCUCUUCGACGGCCUCCACGACGUGCUCCGGAGGCAGCUCUUCGAGGCCCCGUUGGACUCCGCCACCGCCGCGGCCGCGCCGCCGAUCGAUGACGCACCGAUCGAUGGCGAUCUAGACGGUGACAACGACAAGGAAUCGGAAUAAAUUUGCUGAUCGUGGCGUUGCGCUAA